Molecule: messenger RNA, 878 nt
Organism: Amyelois transitella
Lineage: Eukaryota; Metazoa; Arthropoda; Insecta; Lepidoptera; Pyralidae
Exons: 3
Coding region: 54-872 (272 amino acids)
Source: RefSeq, a predicted model, not a curated record
UAGUGUAGCGUUCGUAAGAACAUGGUUCGAAGUGUUUUGUUGCGUGUUUCAAUAUGGCUACUGCAUUAGUAGAUAACUGGACUGAGGGGAAUUGUAUAACACUGAUACGAGAGUUUAGAGCUAGGCCCGCAUUGUGGGACAAGAAGGAUCCGUUCUAUUACAAGAGGUUAAUGAAGCUGCAAUUAUGGGACGAGAUUGGUGAAAAGCUUGAUAUGAAUGCAUUAGAAUGCAAACACAAAAUGGAGGUAUUGUUGUCAUCAUUUCGUCGCGAGAAGGCCAAAAUUAUUCAUAAACUGGAGGAUUACAAAGGAGAUACGUCAGAAAUAUGUUUAAGCACGUGGUUCGCGUUCAAAGAAAUGAUGUUUUUAUUGGACAAAGAUGCUGAAAGAAAACGCCAAGAAACGGGAUCAGACAACAUAGAAGACGAGGCAGAAAAUAUGUUAAGAAGAACUUUGCUUAGACAUUAUGUCCAGCCAAUUUCCAAAAGAAAACGACCUCGUUUAGCAGGUUUGUUGAAAGAAAUGGUUAAGCAACCAAUGGAAGCCACUACUUCCAAGGUUACUGAUACUUCUCCAAGACCAUCCCCACCGGUAACGGCAUGUUCCUCAGAAUGUGACGACGAAAUCAAAUCAUUUGCAAAUUUUAUAUCAUUUAAAAUGAAAAAAUAUUCAGAAACUACAAAAAAUGCUGUACAGCAAGCCAUAUGUGACAUAAUUUUUAAGGCAGAUCAAAAUUUUUAUGAGAGCAAUAAUAAAUACAUUAUUCUAGAUGAAAAAGACCCACCAAAUAAGCAGGAAGAAAAAAACGACAUUAUGACGAAUAUUAAGGAUGAAUUCGACAUUGUAGGUUACAGUGAAGAAGAAAGUGAUUAAACUACA